AUGGUCCGCACCCGAGCCGCCGAUCGUCAGGAUGUCACCGAACCCUCCACCCGUCGCAACCCUUCCCGAACAUCCCGCGCACAUGUUUCUGCGCCACCCACUCGUUCAACACGAUCGCGAAAGGUGGUUGUAUACCCCAGAGAUACUUCUUCUGAUGAUGGCGACUCGGACUCUUUGAACAACAGUCUCGAUCAACCCUCGGAGCCAGACGUGGAAAGCGAUGAGGACUCGGAUGACGAACCACGCUUUCAGACACGAUCACGUCGAAACAAGAGUCGUCCUACAGGGACAUCUGCGGGGACUAGCAGUCGUCGCAGUGCCCGACAGGCAGCAAUGGGCCAGACUCAGGUUGAGCCUGUCCCCGCACGCUCUGACACAAGGUCGAAUGCACGCCGACAAACAAAGAAACGGCCGAAGCCACUCCAUAGGAAGGGAAGGUCUUCAAAGAAGCGGCGCACAUCCUUUGAGCCAGAACAAAUUCCUCAGGGCGUCAUACCCAACUGGAGGGAUCCCCAAAUACCCUACGGCGCCUGGGUCGACAUCUUCUACUACGCCGCUGUGUCAGGCGGCCAUGACACCCUUGAUGUCAACUGGCUGAUAAGUACUGCCACCACUUGCAAGGCCUUCUCGGAAGCUGCCUUAACAGCUAUCUACCGUUGUCCGCCGCUUCUCACCAGCGGAAAAGCCCGCCGUUUUGCUGCCUUGCUUGAGCUUCCGCCUUCUGCCACUCGGUUCAACUAUCGCGCCAAAGUCGAGUCCCUUUAUGUAGAUGUUCAGGUCGUGCCUCAAGCACUACUUCCUCAGAUGAUUCAUGUGUUGCCGCGCCUAGCAGAAGUCAUCCUUUUCACUCAGUCUGAUCAGCCGCCAUACAGAGAGCUUGAUCGGACUGUGAGAUGGCAAUACUCGCCUGAGAUCUUGCACUCUUUCAGACCAAGUUCCAGCCAAGUCGACCCAGUCCAUGCUGAGGAAAAGUCAUUCUAUACCGUUUUGAAGAGCUGGGAGUGGAGCGGAAGCCUCCUGGGAGGACCUGUCACGACAGCCAAAGACAUCAGUCUUGUCCACCAAGAACCGUCAUUCGCCCAUCUCACCAAGCUAAGCUUCACUAACUUUCAAGUUCCGUCGCUUUAUAAACCACGGCCUAAGCCAGGGGACGAGGAACGAGAGCUCGAACUAUACAACGAAGAUGGAGCUAUGAUUGACUCGAUUGCAGAGGCCAUCUCGCAAUUGAAAUCACUCAGCCACUUGGUGUUUGAAUCGUCGACUGUCAUGAAUGACCGACUGCUCCCACUCCUGCCGAAAGAUCUGGUUCAUCUCGGACUGAUCAAUUGCUGGGAGAUCAAGUCUGAGGAGUUUGCGUCAUUUCUUCACAGCCACGGCAGACAUCUUCGCAGUCUGAACUUGUCGCACAACCAGUCCCUGGACUUGGUAUUUUUGACCACCUUGGCCGAUGCGUGUCCUCACCUGGAAGAGCUCUACAUGAACCUGUCGUACUUCCGCCACCAUGACUCCCUGUCCCUCGUCAACAAUGACGCCGAUCCCCUGUAUGAUCAGGCCCUGCUGCCACACCAAAUACCACAAUGGCCAUUGAGUCUCCGCGUGAUUGACUUUGAGCACAUUCGGCACUGGAGUGUUGAAACUGCAGAAAUGUUUCUCCAGUCUCUCAUCGACAGCGCGGGUUCGUUGCCGAAUCUCAGACAUCUUGCCGUCAAGACAAUGCUCAACAUACCCUGGAAGGCCCGUGCUACCAUGCGCCACGAGUGGCGGCGGAAACUGGAUAGGGUCUUCCUCCGCCCCUUCGAGCCACCAAAGAAGCACUACUCGCUGCGCCAGACAGAAGAGGAGAAGGAAGAAGUAGUUGAGAAGAAGCCGAAGCCGAAGCGUCUGUCUGAUGGACCGUCUCGUCGGAGUACCCGACUUGCCGCGCAAGCCUCAGAUUCCGACUCGAGGCAUAGUAACAACUCGAAGGGUCUGCGCAGUCUUCACGGCAGACCAACGUACGCCGAGCCCGAAACUGACGAGAAUGAGUUCGAUUCAGACUCGGAAGAAGAAAGAGGCUUCGAUGGUAGCCCGGCGUCAAGCCAGUCUGAGAAUGAAGCCGAGCGCGCAGACUCUAAGGAGCCUCGACCCACCAAGACCCUAGUUAUUCAGGGACUCUGUACCAGCGUCUCCAUUGUCUUUGACAACCAGAAGCCUACUGAAAUGCAGUACGGCAUGGAAGAUUUCAUGGACGAAGACCGUGCAGAGUCAGAUGAUGAGUGGGACGGUGAUCAAGAAGAUGACGACGACCCUGUCUUUGUCUGGCGUUAG
Fusarium keratoplasticum is the source of this 2307-nucleotide messenger RNA. RefSeq lists its product as uncharacterized. NCBI's taxonomy places the organism in Eukaryota, Fungi, Ascomycota, Sordariomycetes, Hypocreales, Nectriaceae. The record is from RefSeq and is a predicted model, not a curated record. The coding region runs from base 1 to 2307 and encodes 768 amino acids. Gene Ontology annotation, molecular function: protein binding. The transcript has a single exon.